CUUCCUUCCGUUAGUAAUUUUCGUUUAAGCUUGCUUUCCCGAUUCUCUCAGACGCUCAACUCGUGCCGUUCAGCUCGCUCGAGUUAGAAAAGCCAGUCGUUUCGUGAGAAAAACUAUCGGAAGUAGAAAAAAAAGGUCGCAAUCAUGGACGCGAUCAAGAAGAAAAUGCAAGCUAUGAAGCUUGAGAAGGACAAUGCUAUGGAUAAAGCUGAUACCUGCGAAGGACAAGCUAAGGAAGCUAAUUUGCGUGCAGACAAGGUCCUAGAGGAAGUUGCAGAUCUUACGAAAAAGCUUGCCCAAGUUGAGAGUGAUUUACAAAUGAAUAAACAAAAUCUCGAACAGGCCAACAAGGAUCUCGAGGAACGUGAAAAAUCACUUACCAACGCCGAGUCCGAGGUCGCAGCUCUUAAUAGAAAAGUCCAAUUGAUUGAAGAGGAUUUAGAACGAUCUGAAGAACGUCUAAACACUGCAACUGCUAAACUUGCUGAAGCAUCUCAAGCUGCUGAUGAAUCUAGCCGUAUGUGCAAAGUAUUGGAGAACCGUGCCCAACAGGAUGAGGAAAGGAUGGAUCAGCUGACGAAUCAACUCAAAGAAGCUCGUCUCUUAGCUGAGGAUGCUGAUGGAAAAUCAGAUGAAGUAUCACGCAAGUUGGCCUUCGUUGAAGACGAGUUGGAAGUUGCUGAAGAUCGUGUUAAAUCUGGUGAAGCAAAGAUCAUGGAAUUGGAAGAAGAAUUGAAAGUAGUCGGAAACAGUUUGAAAUCAUUGGAGGUAUCCGAGGAAAAGGCUAAUCAACGAGUCGAAGAAUUCAAACGCCAAUUGAAAACGUUGACCGUCAAAUUGAAGGAAGCUGAAGCUCGAGCAGAAUUUGCUGAGAAGACGGUUAAGAAACUCCAGAAGGAAGUUGACAGGCUUGAGGAUGAGCUUGGUAUCAACAAGGAUAGAUACAAAUCACUCGCCGACGAAAUGGACUCCACGUUCGCCGAAUUGGCAGGAUAUUAGAAAGAUAUAUUUUCAUCUUUAUAAUUAUUAUAUAUUUCUGCUAAUUCUUUUCCGAUUCUACCCUAAUUCCUAUCUCUCUCUCUCUCUCUAUUUCUAUUUCUAUCUCUCUCUCUCUCUCUCUCUCUCUCUCUCUCUCUCUCAUUAUCUCUCUCUCUCACUCACUCGCUCAGCUCACUCUCUCUCUCACUCGUAUUUUGAAAAAUCAAUCGAAUUUUCUCACGAAAAACACAAUUACGGAAAAAAAGGAAAGAAGGAAGGAAGAAAGGGCUGAAAGAUCUAAUCGCGAUUGAGUUAAAGGUCAAUUUAACGAUCAUCCUAGCUAGCGUCCAUAUUCAUUUCUUUACGUUAUCUCGUCACGGACAGCUAAUGAAAUUUUAUUCUGUUAAAAAAAAAAAGAAGUUAUUAAGAAAGAGUAUCAUGUAAUAAGCAACUGUAACACGAUCAAUGUUAAUAAACUACCGUAAUAAGA
Molecule: messenger RNA, 1468 nt
Organism: Polistes canadensis
Lineage: Eukaryota; Metazoa; Arthropoda; Insecta; Hymenoptera; Vespidae
Gene: Tm2
Product: tropomyosin-1
Exons: 7
Coding region: 145-999 (284 amino acids)
Biological process (GO): muscle contraction; actin filament organization
Cellular component (GO): actin filament
Molecular function (GO): actin filament binding
Source: RefSeq, a predicted model, not a curated record